AUGGACGACAAGCAGACCAAGAGCGUCGAUGGCAAAGACGACGUGGCCUAUCUGACCAGGGAUAUGUCUUCGGAUGCUGAGAGCCCCAUCGACAUUAUCCCCGAUGUCAAGCACGCCAACCGCGAUGCUGCCGGAGGUGACAGCGACGAACGAGAGGGCACUCUCUGGGAGAACAUCCAACGUAAUAGACCUGCUUGUUUUUGGGCUCUGUUCAUCUCGUUGUGCCUUGUCAUGGAAGGCUAUGACCUGGGCGCAACCAACAGCUUCUUCGGCUUGGAUGAGUACAAGCAAAAAUUCGGUCAGCUCAACUCAGAUGGCACCAAGUCCGUAUCUGCCGUCUGGCAGACUGGCGUCUCGAACGCGAGCUAUUCUGGACAGUUCAUUGGCCUCUGCAUCGGAGGAUACCUCGUCGAAAAGAUCGGCUACCGCCGGGUCAGCAUGGGUGGCAUGGCUUGGAUUUCCGCCGUCUGGUUCAUCGUCUUCUUCGCCCCAAGUAUCGUCGUUGUCGCCGUCGGAGAAGGUCUGAUCGGAAUGGGCUUGGGCAUCUUCCAGUCGCUUACUACGGCAUACGCCUCAGAAAUCUUGCCCGUCUCUCUGCGAGGGUACUUGACCUCGUGGUCCUGCGCAGGCUGGGGCAUCGGACUCAUCCUCGCCGCUACCAUCGUAAGAGGUGGCUUGGACAUUGAAGGUACCUGGGCGUACAAGAUGCCUUGGGUCCUUGUCUGGGUAUGGCCUCCUAUCUUGGGCCUGGGCUGUUACUUUGCACCAGAAUCACCCUGGUGGCUUUCACGAAAAGGCCGUGACGAGGAUGCUAAGCGCAGUCUGGCUCGCCUCAACACCGGCCCUGCGGACGAGGCGCGCAUUGAGAGGAGCUUGGCACUCAUCAAGUACACGAACAUGCUCGAGGAGGAAGAGGUCAAGGGAACCACCUUUCUUGACUGCUUCCGAGGCGUCAACUUACGCCGAACGGAGCUAUGCGCCCUGGUAUUUUGCAUACAAAUUUGGUCGGGAGCACCUAUGAACUCUUUUGCAGUCGUCUUUCUUCAGCAGGCUGGAGUUGAUGAACGUCGUUCCUUCGACUUCGGCGUCGGCAUCAAUGCCAUGUUCCUCGUGGGCACUCUGCUGUCUUGGACGUACUUGUCGCGCUUAGGCCGCAAGACUAUCUAUCUCAUCGGACUCACCAUUAUGGCUGUGAUCGCUCUUCUGGUUGGCGUGCUGGGCGUCGUUCCACACUCAGAUGCAGUUGCACUCGGAGCCGGUGCUCUCUGCACCAUCGGGCCUCUGUGCUACACAAUCAUCGCUGAGAUCGCAUCGACUCGCCUUAGAGCUAAGACGAUCGCUCUGGCUCGGGCCGCCUAUACACUCAGCAACAUCAUCACUAACAUCCUGCAACCGCGCAUGAUAUCGGAAAGUGCGUGGGGUUGGGGAGCAAAGUGCGGAUGGUUCUGGUUCGGCUUUUGCAUUCUCACGAUCAUCUACACUUACUUCAGAAUUCCCGAGACCAAAGAUCGAUCCUAUGCAGAGAUCGACAUCCUCUUCAACAACAAGGUCUCGGCCCGAAAGUUCAAGUCCACCAAGCUCGAUGCCUUUGCCUUGUCAAAGGACCACCACUAG
This is a messenger RNA of Microstroma glucosiphilum, 1614 nucleotides long. Its product is annotated as general substrate transporter. Gene Ontology annotation, biological process: carbohydrate transport; transmembrane transport. The record is from RefSeq and is a predicted model, not a curated record. Gene Ontology annotation, molecular function: carbohydrate:proton symporter activity. NCBI's taxonomy places the organism in Eukaryota, Fungi, Basidiomycota, Exobasidiomycetes, Microstromatales, Microstromataceae. The transcript has 4 exons. Gene Ontology annotation, cellular component: membrane. Bases 1 to 1614 code for a protein of 537 amino acids.